Molecule: messenger RNA, 570 nt
Organism: Nematocida major
Lineage: Eukaryota; Fungi; Microsporidia
Product: protein Mpv17
Exons: 1
Coding region: 1-570 (189 amino acids)
Cellular component (GO): cytoplasm; membrane
Source: RefSeq, a predicted model, not a curated record
AUGAAAAUAAACAAAAGAGGAAUAAUAGAGGGAAGAGGGAAGACAAGAAGAACAACGCCCAGAGACCUGUUCGUACAGGGCGGAUCAACUGCCAUUAUUUUGGCGCUUUCAGACAUACUCGGCCAGAUCGUAACGGGGAGAGUCACUUCCUACAUCCAAACGCCCUUUUUAAUGGGGCUGUACGGGUUUUUAACGGGAAACAUGUGCUUUUUAAUGUACACUCAGAUGGAGGCGUACGGAGGACAGGCAGCCGAGCACCUAAAGGGAUUCAGCGCACUGCGCGUAAAGACAGCUCUGUACAAAAUGCUCUUUGACCAGUUUGUGUGGGCUCCAGUUGGAAACUUUAUGUUCAUACUUAUUGCCAGCCUCGUAGACGGCUCUGGGUUUACAGUCCGCAGAGUCCUCCGAGACUACUUCAAAAUUCUCUUCGACAGCUACAAGAUAUGGCCCUUCCUUCAAAUGAUCAACUUCUUGUUUGUUCCCUUGGAGAUGCGCGUAACAUUCAUAGGAGUCUCUUCCUUAAUAUGGAAUACGUAUGUAAAGAUAGUAAGGCAGGGAAAGCUAGAAUAA